Molecule: messenger RNA, 3474 nt
Organism: Alternaria postmessia
Lineage: Eukaryota; Fungi; Ascomycota; Dothideomycetes; Pleosporales; Pleosporaceae
Exons: 2
Coding region: 1-3474 (1157 amino acids)
Biological process (GO): protein phosphorylation; signal transduction
Cellular component (GO): cytoplasm
Molecular function (GO): protein kinase activity; ATP binding
Source: RefSeq, a predicted model, not a curated record
AUGCCGCUGCUAUCAGCCGACAAUGGCGACACGAGCAGGAGUGCCAGCCGGCAGCGUGCGCGCACCGAAGUGGCCGAGCACAGGAGCAUGUGGGACCGCCUCAACUUCCAGAAGAUCGGCUCCUGGCUGAAGAAGGACGAGCACACUCCGCCGCCCUCGCCCACCAAGUUUGCCAAGCAGGCGGCUGGUGCCAAUAAAGAGAACAAGGAGGAGAAGAAGGAGAUGAAGAGGCCGCACUCGAGUGGUGGGCUGCUGGGGAGGAGAGGCAGCAAGAAGGUCAUCCCAGGGCUGCCUAGACCCCUGACCUUUAAGCGCAUGCAGAGCGAGAAGAGAGACAAUCUGCUCGAGGUACCCGAGACCGAACCACGAAGAGCUGUCUCGGAAGACCGCAAGAGCUCCGUCCCCUCGAAACGAAACCCCUCGCCGCCUCCAAUGUCCAUGCCUUCCAUGUCUGCCCCUGACGUCCUGAGUCCGAAUGAGAGCAACAGUGAGAAGGAGAAGGAAGCGGCUGAGUCAUUUGCAGAUAUAAAACGCGGGGAACGCACAAUUGGCGGAGGACCCGACUCCAACAUACCCGCAGGCGCACGGCAGGUGGAUUACGGCAUAGAAGAACCUGAAGACUACAUGUCUGCCGGCGAAAUGUCCACCGUCGAGGGGCCGCCUCCAGUAGGGAGGCCGCCGCCCCCGCCCCUGCCGCCAAUGGAGGUAGCCGAUGCUUUCUCGGAACACGGCUCGCAUCGCUCAGGCUCGGACAUUGACGAUAUACAGUUACAGGAGGAGCUCGAGGCCAAGUGGAUCCUGAACCUCAGCAUGCACUUCCGAGACAUGUCGGAUCGCGAAAAGUUCUUCGUCACAUUCGCCGAGCAGCCAAACAAAUGGAGGAGAGUUACAGUAUCGUGCGACUACAGACACCUAGAGCCCGACUCACUCGAGUCUGAUCUCAAGACGCUGCACUACCAGCGCGAUAAGAGCUCCCGAAUCUACGAAGCGAUCCGUGACUCCUUGGCGAGCAUUCAAUUUUACGAUACUGUCACGAAUCUCAAGCUCGAAACAACGGAUGGUCAACUCCAUGUGCACGUUACUGAGGAUAUUAAUGAGAUCAUUCCGUACCCAUCCACGUCAGCAAUCGAGCACCUAGACUGCAAGCGCUUCCGGGAGAACGCAGUCACCUUCGACUCUCACAUCUCAGGCUUCGUGUACAAAGUCUCGGUCAAUAACAGGACAUACAUCAAGAAGGAGAUUCCCGGCCCAGAUGCAGUCGAAGAGUUUCUGUACGAGAUCAAUGCUUUGAUCAGCGUGCAAGAAUCCAAAUGCGUCAUCAGAUUCGAAGGUGUGAUAGUUGACGAGCAGAACGAGCUUAUUAAAGGCCUGCUAAUCAGCUAUGCUGAGCAAGGCGCGUUGGUGGAUAUGAUCUAUGACUUCAAGCCAACAGGCCAACUUUACUGGGAGCGACGUGAACGAUGGGCACGACAGAUCAUCGAAGGUUUAUCCGAGAUCCACGAAGCCGGCUUUGUACAAGGCGACUUUACACUCUCCAACAUCGUCAUAGACAACGACGACAAUGCGAAAAUCAUUGAUAUCAACCGUCGCGGCUGCCCUGUCGGCUGGGAACCACCUGAGCUAGCCAAGCUUAUCGAAAGCGGACAACGAAUAUCGAUAUAUAUUGGUGUUAAGUCGGAUCUCUACCAACUCGGUAUGGUGCUGUGGGCGCUAGCAGAACAGCAAGACGAGCCGGAGCGCCAGCAAAAGCCACUGACCCGCACACUCGAUCGGCCAAACACCGAUGUUCCAGUGUAUUUUCGCGACAUCAUCAGAGCCUGCCUUAGUGACUCGCCCCGAGCGAGACCAUCAGCAGCAAACCUUCUCAAACGGUUCCCAGAGGAUGUACUAGAUAGAGAUUUUAAGCCCAAGGCUGCUAUCAGAAACAGCGCCUCUACGCACAGGAGCGACAAGGAGUAUAUCGACCCCAGGACGGCAGUUGAUCUCGAGGACAUAUCGAAACACCGCCGCCACUCACGGCAGCAGUCGUCGUUCGAGGAGAUUCAUGUGCCCCGUACAGAGUAUCCCGCAUCUUCUGGCUCAUAUAUCAUUCCCAACAACGGCUCAGAUCGUGGACGCUCCCCUGGCCCUUUGAGCAUUGGCAACAGGACUGGACGGAGUGAAUACUCGCCUUACCCUGCUCACCGUUCCGUCAUGUCGCUCGACGACUCAGAACUUGAGAAUGAGCUUGCAAGUCUACCAGCCAGUCGAGAGACGAGAUGGGAGCAAAUUUACAUCGAUGGUGAUACCAAACUUGUCCAAAGGGGAUGCGCCGACCUUGACGUCCACGACUUUACCACACAGGAGCCGAAAGAUAUACACCUCACCGGUCCACCGAGUGAGAUGGAGAAUUCAUUUCUAGGUAGCAGAUCAGCCGAAGACACUCCUCUAAGGGUCUCCUUUGUCAGUGGGCUCCAGCCAACUGAGCCACAUUCCAUGGAAAGCAGUCUACAAGAAUCGUCUGACCGCGGCCGUGACCGAGAGAUUGGAAACAAGACUUCCUUUAGCAGUCGAGUGCAUGAGCUAUCACAAGGACCACCAGAUCACACCCCCUCGGAGCUAGAUGCUACGCCAGACUACUACGAGGGCCGGCAGUUUCAUAUACCUGAUUCUGCCGUGCUCGCCAACCUGGAGUACGACGUUGCCAUGGACUCUUCCGCUUCCAACACUGCACCCCCAUCACGGGUCAGCACUGGUUUCUCCGUCUUCGACCGUCCGGAAGCCUCGCGGAGAACUGGAACGGGUUUCUCAGUCGCACAAGGAUACCGUAUGCCACUGCAUCAAGAUUCUGGCUUUGGCGAGCCUGAGCGGAGAUCGUUCGAAAGCGAGCGCAUGCGCCAAAGCAUUGAAAGCAUCAAAGACCUAAACUUCUCCAGUGAAGACGAGGCAAGAAUCGACGAGCGGCUAUGGGAUGAGAAAAGUGGCCCAGUAUUUGGCGAUGGUGUCCGUGGAGCUGAGCUAGAGAUUAAGCCAGAGCCCAUACCGAUAUUUACCAUCCCAGCAUCGCCGCAGAAGAAAGAGAAGCAGAAAGAGGCGCGCACAUCGAUGCCGCCUCCACCAAUACCCAGUGUUGGACCGUCAAAUGUACUGAAGGUUGAAGAUGUUCAAGACAAAGCUUUGGAAGAGAAGAACUCGAACACCACCAUCCGACCAGCCAGUAGUCGUACUCCAGUCUCUUCAAACACAGGUCCAAAACCCGUGGAUUCCAUGGAUGUUGUUUCAGCCGAAGCCAAACACAUUUCGAAGAAAGCAUCUAAGAAAACAAGCACUGUCGGCUCAUCAUCUAAGGAUAAGCUGCCACGAAAGGCUUCACAACACGACCCCUUCCUCGAUGACUACAUGUCACCAGCAGAAGAGUCCGACGGUGACGAAGAUGACAAACAUCGCGCAUCGAACGAUCUCUCUGCCUACCUCUCUCAGUCCAUUUCCUUUUAA